Messenger RNA from Colletotrichum orchidophilum, 153 nucleotides. RefSeq lists its product as uncharacterized. The annotation marks the transcript as partial. The record is from RefSeq and is a predicted model, not a curated record. NCBI's taxonomy places the organism in Eukaryota, Fungi, Ascomycota, Sordariomycetes, Glomerellales, Glomerellaceae. The transcript has a single exon.
AAUCUGGCGCCCGUCCGGCUGGCACACCCUGCUUUCAAACACAAUACCGGAUCUGACCCUUGGGUUCCCGCUACUCGGGACCCGUCAAGGUUUGCGAGCUGGAGAAGGCAGCCGUCAAUCCGAUACAUAGUUCUGUCGCAACGUACUCUAUAG